UUGCGUGUGUUUAGAAUUUGUGACGUUCCGUGAAUUUUAUCUAAUAAAUCGGGACAAAUUGCAGCAUUUUCAGCCGAAAACUAUCUAAAAGUGUGCCUGAUAGGUCAUGGAACCGUUUGCAUGUUUUAUGGACGUGGAGAACUCUCGGUCAUAUAUCGAUGAGUUGUACUCGGAGGAUACGUGCAAGUGUCAAGAAGCCAUCGUCUGUUUGAAGAAUGCUGUUAUAGGGUCCAACAAGAAAAAGGGUUCCGUAAUUUCGCAGGGCAUCGUUCCCAGAUUGAUUGCACUGCUGCGGGAGGAAACAAAAGCUCCUAGUUUACGCUUGGAUGCCGCUAUCGUAAUCGGCUCGCUAGCAAAAGGAACGGAAUCGCAAGUGCAUUCGUUGAUUUACUAUGAAACCGUCCAGGUACUGCUGGGAAUCGUGGUGAACCCUAACACGGAACGACGACUGAUGGAGACGUGUUUGGGAGCGUUAAAAACUAUCCUGCAAUACCCGUUUGCACCAAUCGAACUGUUGCACUCUAACAUUGGAAACCUGGUUCGAUUAAUUCAUCUUGCUUCUCCGGACAGUUCGAUACAGUGCCAGGUUUACGUUGCAAACAUCUUUGUACCACUCUGCCACUCGUCGCACCAGCAGAAAAACUUGUGCCAGGCCAACGUGAUUCCAUUUCUUGCACGUUUAAUGAUAAGUCAGCUAACUAUCCUUCAAGUACCUGCCCUCAAGUGUCUCGCUGCGAUGUGCUUCACUAACAAGUACGUGUCGGACAUUGUGUGCAUGACCUGUCACGAGAAUCGCUCGAUAUUGGACAUCCUGACGGAACUACUGUCGCGAACACAAGACGUUCAAAUUCAGCUAUCUGCAAGCCGCUGUCUGACGUAUCUGCACCGUUCCGGUUCUUUGCGAGCUGAUGACUAUAGGAUUGUGUAUAAAACCUUACCGAGCUUGGCAAGGUUGUGUUCUGAAGAUUUUGACGAAGACACUCGAGCAACAGCAGCGGAAACAUUGGCAUAUUUAGCUGAAAUUGAUUCAGAGCUACAAAGGUUGGCAGCCAUUAGUAAUCAUUUGAUUUGUUCAUUGGCAAGUCUUAUCCGGUGUCCAUCGCCCCUAUCGCGACAGGGUGCUUUUCGUUGUUUCGCUUCUCUUGCCGCUAAUGACGAGGAUAUUCGCAAACGGAUUAUUGAAAUGGACGGCUUAAUGGAGGAAGUCUUGAAUGGUCUUAAAGAUACAUGUCCAGAGGUGCGGCUUUCUGCGGUUCGUUGUCUACAUUCACUGUCACGGUCAGUGCAAUUGCUGAGAACAACUUUUCAAGAUCACUCGGUGUGGCGUCCGUUGAUGGAUCUGUUAGUUGGUGAGCCAUCGCUCGAACUGUUAACUGUAGUGACUUCGACUAUCUGUAAUUUGCUGUUGGAAUUCUCACCGGCAAAGGAGCCAAUGCUGGAAUCGGGCGCCGUAGAGAUGUUGUGCGAACUGACAAAGCACAGCGAUCCGGCGCUUCGAUUAAAUGGAAGUUGGGCACUAAUGAAUAUGGCUUUUCAGGCCGAACAGCACGUUAAAUCAAAAAUAAUCAAUACAUUAGGCACUGACCGGAUAUUCCAAUUACUAGGCGAUUCCGAUGAGCGUGUUAUCAUGAAAACUCUGGGACUGCUGCGGAAUCUCCUGAGCAAUACUCUGCACAUCGAAAUAAUUAUGUCAGAACAUGCGUCUGAAGUCUUACGAGCGGUCAAUCUUGUUCUCGAUGGACCACAUCCGGCCGAAGUAAAGGAACAAGCGUUAAUAAUUAUUAGCAACAUUACAGCAGGAGCACGUGACAAAGACUACGUACUGGAAGACGAAAAUAUCCUGAAAAAGAUCAGAGAGUUUCUAGUCGUGUCUGAUAAUAAACUUCAGAUGGGUGCUGUGUUUGUAGUUCGCAACCUUAUGGACAAAAGCGGUAGACAGAAAAUGCUGCGUGAAUCGGGUAUCUUGGAGAACCUGGAACAACUUCUGCACAUGACACCCCGAGAUUCUCAGUUUUACGAAGACAUACGGCAGGAGAUUUUAAGGUUUGACUUCUCGGACGAACACUGAGUUUCUUCUACUGUGUCUGGUCAGCAACGCCACACAGCUACCCCACCAUUACCAGCGUCGCAUGGAUCCCUUGUUAAUCAUUGAACAUGAAUGUGGUUGAUUGAAUGUAUUGUCCUAUAAAGCUGCCAUUCCAGCCACGUGCUAUCUCUCACGACACUCGGUAUAUCGCUUACGGUAGGACGGUUCUAGUUAGAGAUCUUUGAAAAAGUCGAUGCGAAAUGCUGUUUCGUUUUUGAAAGCCGAACGAUCAAAGUUGAUCGAUUUGCUACGUAAGACAUACCGAUUGGCAGCAACACUUGUUAAGUUUAUUCUAAUUUUAUUAUUUAUUUAGUGUUUGAGAGAAAUGACAAAAUGCGGCUGAACGAGAGUGGUAUCAGAUAUAAUAGCGUUGAAAGUUUUUGUUUGUUUUCAUUAAAUAUCGUAAAUCAAUUUCGUCACUGAAUUCUAUUCAAAUUAUGCUCUCUCGUUAUCAGUGCAUUAUAUGCGUGCGAGAAAAAAAAUUGUAUGUAAAUAAAUGAAACCAUAAACUGUAUAUAUUUCAUGAAUUCAAUGUAUUUCCUAAACCUAGACUGGCAAAACAAACAUUAAGGGUUUUUGAUACAAAAACAACGUACUGAAGCAAGUGUGAAUGAGAAGCGGAAUGCAAUAUUUAAGAGUUUCGCAUACCUAAAUUACAUGCAAGAUAUUCAUUGAACAUGCAAACUCUUCCAAUUAUAUUAAAGGUACGACGUUAAAAGGCAUUUAGUAGGUGAGAAUGUUUUUUAGUUGAGCAGACUGUGAGAAAGCCAAAAUCAUCUAGGAUAACGAAACGAUAACUAUUUCAGUGCGCUCUAGCUUGUAAGGUUCAGAAAAUUCUUACUAAAAGCUAGGUCACCUUUAAUUAAUAGGAAAAAGCUAGAAGCGAACAGUGUAUAUAUUCAAAAUUGUUAACUAUUUAGUUGGCGAAGCUAAGUAAAUAUUUCUCGCGCAAAAUUCUAUGAAAUACUGGUUCCACAGCGAUCAAAACUACUUGAGACCCAGGGAGAUCUGAAAUAAA
Messenger RNA from Sabethes cyaneus, 3104 nucleotides. Its product is annotated as armadillo repeat-containing protein 8-like. The coding region runs from base 107 to 2068 and encodes 653 amino acids. Lineage: Eukaryota; Metazoa; Arthropoda; Insecta; Diptera; Culicidae. Gene Ontology annotation, cellular component: GID complex. The record is from RefSeq and is a predicted model, not a curated record. Gene Ontology annotation, molecular function: protein binding. Gene Ontology annotation, biological process: proteasome-mediated ubiquitin-dependent protein catabolic process. The transcript is spliced from 10 exons.